Chenopodium quinoa (quinoa) is the source of this 795-nucleotide messenger RNA. RefSeq names its product copper transport protein ATX1-like. The coding region runs from base 279 to 560 and encodes 93 amino acids. The transcript has 3 exons. The record is from RefSeq and is a predicted model, not a curated record. Lineage: Eukaryota; Viridiplantae; Streptophyta; Magnoliopsida; Caryophyllales; Amaranthaceae. Gene Ontology annotation, molecular function: metal ion binding.
GAAUUAGUCUUUCCACAACUUCUAGAGAAAACGAAAAAGGAAAGGAAGAAGACAAAGAAGGAAAAACGGUUAGCGAAGUAGGAAGGGAAUCAGAUGAUGCGCGCUUAAACGUAACGCGACGUUGAAAUUUGGUCAACCAAUCCACCUUUACAACUCCCUUUCAUUACCUUCAACUCUUCAUAAAUACUCUUCUCCUCAAACUCAAUAUUACAAUUUCAUCACAAUUUUCUUCAAUUUCCCCUUCAUUUGUUGUCAAUUAUCAAAUCAAUUCAAUCAUCAUGUCUCAGACUGUUGUUCUCAAUGUUGCCAUGUCAUGCCAAGGCUGUUCUGGAGCGGUGAAGCGAGUUUUGGACAAAAUGGAAGGUGUUGAGUCAUACGAAAUCGAUAUGAAGGAGCAAAAGGUGACUGUCAAGGGCAAUGUACAACCAGAAGCUGUUCUGCAGACUGUCUCAAAAACUGGAAAGAAAACCUCAUUGUAUGAAGAAGCAGCCCCAGCUGAAUCGGAAGGAAAAUCUGUAGAAACUGAAACAAAGCCUGCUGACGAAGUUGAUGCUGCUUAAUAUGGUUAGUCCCAUGGCAGACUGAAAUAUAACCAUGUUUAAUAGAUAAAACUUGUUAUUUUGUAAGUUUAAUGUUCCUGGAUUCUGGGUCUUUUGUAGAUCUGUAAUCAAUAACUGAACUGUGGUUGCCAAUGCAGUUCUGCUCCACUAUUGUAUCGCACAAUUAAAUAUGCAUUUCUGCAUUGUGAAUUGUGACAUCGUAUUUCAGUAAAUGUCGACUAUAAUUGUGCUCUAU